Encephalitozoon intestinalis ATCC 50506 is the source of this 348-nucleotide messenger RNA. Its product is annotated as peptidyl-tRNA hydrolase PTH2. Lineage: Eukaryota; Fungi; Microsporidia; Unikaryonidae. The transcript is spliced from 2 exons. The coding region runs from base 1 to 348 and encodes 115 amino acids. Gene Ontology annotation, molecular function: peptidyl-tRNA hydrolase activity. The record is from RefSeq and is a predicted model, not a curated record.
AUGACAGUCGUGCAAUACAUCCUACUCAGGAGUGACUUGAGCUUUUCAAGAGGCGCAGUAAUUGCCCAGGCCUGCCAUUCAAGCGUCUAUUCCAUCGAAAAAUACAGAAACCACCCAGACACAAUAGAGUAUCUAGAAAACAUAGAAUCUAUGGCAAAGAUAAUUCUGAAGAUUAAGGAAAAGGAUGUGGAAGAGAUAGCCGGAUAUCUUACUUCGAAAGGCAUAGACCAUACUGUUUGGAUUGAAGAUCCGGAAAGAAUACCAACAUGCAUAUCUCUCAGGCCGUACAAAAGAAGCCAUAUACCUGAUGUUGUUGAUUAUUUAGCAAGGUUUGGGCUAUUCCGUUGA